This is a messenger RNA of Oryza sativa Japonica Group (Japanese rice), 1902 nucleotides long. RefSeq names its product aspartic proteinase-like protein 1. The record is from RefSeq and is a predicted model, not a curated record. Lineage: Eukaryota; Viridiplantae; Streptophyta; Magnoliopsida; Poales; Poaceae. Gene Ontology annotation, molecular function: aspartic-type endopeptidase activity. Gene Ontology annotation, biological process: proteolysis.
CACCACCUCCACACCGCCCUUGCCCCCUCGCUCUUCUUUUCUUCUUCUUCUUCUUCUUCUUCCCCCUGACGCUCUCACUCCCACCCGCUCGACCACCACCACCGCCUCCUCCUCCUCACCUCGCACCCCGCAAAACCUAGCCCCAGGUCCUCUCCUCCCCUCCGCCUUGCCGCAUUACCCCCAGAUCCACCGCCUCCGGCCCAGAUCCACCCAUGCGCCUCCCGGUGCUACUCCCGCUGCUGCUGCUGCUGCUCGCCGCGGCAGCGGCGGUGGCGGCGGCGGAAGCGGCGACGCUUUCGGCGAGGAUGGUGCACCGGCUGUCCGACGAGGCUCGGCUCGCGGCGGGCGCGCGUGGGGGGCGGCGCUGGCCCCGUCGCGGGAGCGGGGAUUACUUCCGCGCGCUGGUGCGGAGCGACCUCCAGCGGCAGAAGCGGCGGGUCGGCGGCAAGUACCAGCUCCUCUCCCUCUCCCAGGGCGGCAGUAUCUUCCCCUCCGGCAACGACUUGGGCUGGUUAUACUACACUUGGGUGGACGUUGGGACGCCAAAUACUUCCUUCCUGGUCGCAUUGGAUACUGGAAGUGACUUGUUUUGGGUGCCUUGUGAUUGUAUCCAAUGUGCGCCAUUGUCCAGCUACCAUGGAAGUUUGGAUAGAGAUCUUGGGAUUUACAAGCCAUCUGAAUCAACUACAAGUCGGCAUCUGCCCUGUAGCCAUGAGCUUUGCUCACCGGCUUCAGGUUGCACAAACCCGAAGCAGCCUUGUCCAUACAAUAUUGACUACUUUUCAGAAAAUACAACCAGCUCCGGUUUGCUAAUUGAGGAUAUGUUACACUUGGAUUCUAGGGAGGGCCAUGCACCUGUGAAUGCUUCUGUCAUUAUAGGCUGUGGUAAAAAGCAGAGUGGUAGCUAUUUGGAAGGUAUUGCACCAGAUGGACUUCUUGGUCUUGGAAUGGCAGAUAUCUCAGUACCUAGUUUCCUUGCAAGAGCUGGAUUAGUACGAAAUUCCUUUUCAAUGUGUUUCAAGAAAGAUGAUUCUGGGAGAAUUUUCUUUGGUGAUCAAGGAGUACCUACCCAACAGUCUACACCAUUUGUCCCGAUGAAUGGCAAGCUUCAGACUUAUGCUGUUAAUGUUGACAAAUAUUGUAUUGGACAUAAGUGUACGGAGGGAGCUGGCUUCCAGGCAUUAGUAGACACUGGAACAUCCUUCACCAGUCUUCCCCUCGAUGCCUACAAGAGUAUCACUAUGGAGUUCGACAAACAAAUCAAUGCAUCAAGAGCAUCUUCUGAUGAUUAUUCUUUCGAAUAUUGCUACAGCACCGGUCCUCUUGAGAUGCCUGAUGUUCCAACUAUAACUCUGACUUUUGCUGAGAACAAGAGUUUCCAGGCUGUUAAUCCUAUACUUCCAUUUAAUGACAGACAGGGAGAAUUUGCUGUCUUUUGCUUAGCAGUACUACCAUCACCUGAACCUGUUGGGAUUAUUGGGCAGAAUUUCAUGGUUGGCUAUCACGUAGUUUUUGACAGAGAAAAUAUGAAGCUGGGCUGGUACCGCUCUGAAUGCCAUGAUCUUGACAACAGCACGACGGUGUCCUUAGGUCCAUCACAGCAUAACAGUCCAGAGGACCCCCUACCGUCAAACGAGCAGCAGACCUCUCCGGCUGUCACGCCGGCUGUCGCAGGCAGGGCUCCGUCCUCUGGCGGAUCGACGACUCUGCAGAACCUACUUGCUAACUCUAACAUGCUGCUCUUACUGACUAUGUCCGUGUUCUUCAUCUCAUGAACAACUCGCUGACAAUGAUCUAACUUAUAGUAGCUCUGUAAAUUGUAUGUGCCUCGUAUAUGCCUAUAUGGUGUCUUUUUGUUGCUUAGAGAGCUCAGUAAAUCAGCAGCUGCAUGCUUCUGGGUGC